This is a messenger RNA of Diuraphis noxia (Russian wheat aphid), 2600 nucleotides long. RefSeq names its product Ribonuclease X25 (gene RNaseX25). NCBI's taxonomy places the organism in Eukaryota, Metazoa, Arthropoda, Insecta, Hemiptera, Aphididae. Gene Ontology annotation, biological process: RNA catabolic process. The record is from RefSeq and is a predicted model, not a curated record. Gene Ontology annotation, molecular function: RNA binding; ribonuclease T2 activity. Gene Ontology annotation, cellular component: extracellular region.
AGUUAGUACAGCUUGCUGCAGACCAGACAAGUACCAGACGUCCAGACCAGUCCAGACAGUGUCUGUUGCCCAUUUAAUUUGGCAUUUUUACAUGUUAUUUCGUGCAGCAACAACACGCCGCACUGCAAAAUUGUCAGAGUGUUAUUGCAAUAAUAGUAGUGCACUAUAUUGCACGACUGUAUGCAUCACUGUAGUAGUGUAAUCGUCAAUCGUCAUAUAGACAUACAAUCUUGUUCGUAAUCGCAGGCUGUAGUGCACUAGUGCUGUACUGAACAGCCGGUAGUUCGCUAAAAACUCGUAAUAUUCGCCAUUCGUUUCGCGAUCUGACGAUCUUGAUUGUGAGUGACGUCAUUCAUCAGCGAAUGUGAAGCCGUGAGUCGUGAGUCGUGACUGAAUCGUACAUGGUACAUUGAACAUUCGUACGGAAUACGGACAGUGUGUGUACUGUGUAGUGUGUUUGUUUCCAGUUUUUUGCUCACCCGUAUAUAUUUAGUAUUAGUAUACUUGUCUAUGCCCGUCGUCGUCCGUUUGUCUCGUCAUUUCAAUUCGCAGUUCCGUGCUGAACACAGUUGAAUGAUAAUUAUUUAAUAUUCUUGCCAUUGAGCAUUCGAUUUCCGAGUGUCGAGUGAGGGCUAAAACAGCGUCUCAAAAUGGGAAUGAGCAAUAGGACAGCGCUGCUGUCAGCAGUAAUAGUGACAUUUGGUCUUGGUACAUUGUAUUUGGGUUUGACUAUGAAAAGUGCGCGCCCUACCAAAGAUCCUAAUAGUUGGGACAUACUUAUAUUCACACAAACGUGGCCAAACACAUUAUGUUAUACGUGGAAAAGUAGUAAUCCUGCACACACAUGUAACUUACCAUCCGACAAGAAUAUUUGGACAGUUCAUGGCAUAUGGCCUACAAAACUUGGAACAAUAGGCCCAGAAUUUUGUAACAAAUCAUUGGUAUUUAAUCCUCAGGAUAUUUAUGRUAUAAAAGAUAAAUUAAACCAAUAUUGGAUAGAUAUAGAGAUUCCACCUAAAAAUACUACAGAAAGAAAUUCAUCGAGCAUAGAGACAGCGCAUAAAAAAGAAAGUAUAUACUUUCACGAAUGGGAAAAACAUGGUACAUGUGCUGUAGUACUACCAGCCUUAGACUCAGAAUUUAAAUACUUCAAUCAAGGAAUUGAAUGGUCUGAGAAAUUCAAUAUGAGAGACGUUUUAGACAAAAGUAACAUAAAAAUAAAUAGCACAUUAAACGUAGCUGAUUAUUGGAAGGCCGUGAAGUCUGWUUUGAAAACAAAUGUAUGGAUUGAAUGUGCAAUUAAACAUGAUACAAAGGAACAAAUGUUGGCUGAAAUAAGGAUAUGUUUUGAUAAGACUUUAAACCUAAUUGAUUGUGAUGGCAUUAUGAAACCUAGACAAGGGCAAAUGAAGAAAUCUCAUGCAUUAACUAAUUGUGAUAUUAAAAAACCCAUUUUGUACUUGGAUCAUGUUCCAGAACUGAAUAUUUCUACCAAUGCUAAUUCUACCAACUCUAACUCUACUUCUACAGAUUCUAUUCUUACAAACUCUAAUUCUACUGUUAAUGAGCACUCAAAGCUGUUGUACAGGUUAAAACGAAAAGUAUCUGAUCACUCAGAUGUGUGGAUAACUAAAAGUCCUCGUCAUUUUAACAGAUCACAUUCAUAUCAGCCUCGCACAGAUACUCCAUUUAAACAAAAUUUAAAUCGAUCAAAUUCAUACCCUUAUAUACCACGCAAAGAAUGGGAUAUAUUGGUGUUUUCUCAGUCAUGGCCUUAUACUUUUUGUCACACUUGGACUGUUAAUUCAAAUACUCACACUUGCAACUUACCAGCCAAUCGCAAUCAAUGGACAAUACAUGGAAUUUGGCCAUCAAAAAUUGGUGCAUUUGGUCCAUCUUUUUGCAACAACCAAACAACAUUUAGUUUAAAUUCUUUAAAUACGAUUAUUCCUGAAUUAAAAAAUCGUUGGACAGAAAUAAAAGGGUCAAAGACAUGGACGAGGAAACAAGAAGGCGAACUUUGGAGGCAUGAAUGGAUGAAACAUGGAACAUGUGCUAUAUCACUAUCAGCUUUAAAUUCAGAAUUAAAAUAUUUUAAUCAAGGGUUAGAAUGGUCUAAAAAAUAUGUACUGAGCGAUUUAUUGGAACAGGGAGGCAUUAAACCUAAUGGCAGUUAUCCAGUUAAUCAAAUUUGGCAUACCUUAAGAACUGGAUUGGGCAAAAACCCACAUAUUGAUUGUUAUUUUGAAAAUCGCACCAACAAACCUUAUAUUGAUGAAGUGCGUUUAUGUUUCGACAAAUCAUUAGCAUUGGUUGAUUGUGAUCCAUUCAGAAGAAACAGCAAUAGRCCAUCUACAAAUUGUCCUUUGGAUAAAGAUAUAUUUUAUAUGGGAGCAGUAGUUUAAUCUUGUUGUAAAUUAUAAUAUUAUUAAUACUGUGGUAUGCUGUGAUCAGUAAGAUCUGAAUAUAAUAUAAUACCUAUAUAAUUCAUAUUAUGAAUAUGUAUUGUGUAGUGUAGUAUAGUAUUUCAAUUAAAAAUUUUAGAGUUUUUUUAAAUAAAUUUUAAUAUUCAAACAAUAUAAUAUCGAGUAGCUGAUAAU